Messenger RNA from Oncorhynchus tshawytscha (Chinook salmon), 954 nucleotides. RefSeq names its product vegetative cell wall protein gp1-like. Bases 1 to 954 code for a protein of 317 amino acids. The transcript has 3 exons. Lineage: Eukaryota; Metazoa; Chordata; Actinopteri; Salmoniformes; Salmonidae. The record is from RefSeq and is a predicted model, not a curated record.
AUGAUGACCCUGUGGUCGCAGGCUGUUGACAUCUGUAGAGGAAUUAUCAGACCUGGGCUGACCAGGCAUCAAUCACAGCAGUCAAUAGGCGAGGGCAAGUUCAUUCAGGUCAGCUCUCAGACGGCUUGUCCCACCCUGUCACCUCCCACCCUGUCACCUCCCACCCUGUCGCCUCCCACCCUGUCGCCUCCCACCCUGCCGCCUCCCACCCUGCCACCUCCCACCUCCCACCCUGUUCCCACCUCCCACCCUGUCACCUCCCACCCUGCCACCUCCCACCCCCAUCCUGUCACCUCCCACCCUGCCAUCUCCCACCUCCCACCCUGUUACCUUCCACCUCCCACCCUGCCACCUCCCACCUCCCACCCUGUUACCUCCCACUCUGUCACCUCCCACCCUGCCACCUUCACCUCCCAACCUGUCACCUCCCACCCUGUCACCUCCCACCCUGUCACCUCCCACCCUGCCACCUCCCACCCUGCCACCUCCCACCCUGCCAAGUCCCACCCUGUCAUCUCCCACCCUGUCACCUCCCACCCUGUCGCCUCCCACCCUGCCGCCUCCCACCCUGCCUCCCACCUCCCACCUCCCAGCCUGUUACCUCCCACCCUGUUCACCUCCCACCCUGCCACCUCCCACCCUGCCACCUCCCACCUUCCGCCUCCCACCCUGCCACCUCCCACCUCCCACCCUCCUGUCACCUCCCACCCUGCCGCCUCCCACCCUGCCGCCUCCCACCCUGCCGCCUCCCACCCUGUCGCCUCCCACCCUGCCGCCUCCCACCCUGUCGCCUCCCACCCUGUCACCUCCCAGCCUGUCACCUCCCACCCUGUCACCUCCCACCUGUUGCCUCCCAACCUGCCACCUCCCACCCUGCCACCUCCCACCCUGUCACCUCCCACCCUACCACCUCCCACCCUGCCACCUCCCACCCUGCCACCUCCCACCCUGUGA